AUGAGCAAGAGGUCGAUCAAUCACAGGCGGGUGGGAGCUCAUAAAACUUCAGCAGAGAUUGUAGGACGCAUCUCACGAUUUGUGUUACUCUCUGAUUCAUCCUUGCUAGGCAAAAAACAGCUCGCUGGAAAAUCGAAUACGGGCUUCAUGAAGAGCACCCGCGGUCUCAGUCAUGAGACCAUGCUAGGCGGCCUGUCAGCCGGUGCCGAUCCUUUUGCCUACAUCUCUCAGCUUACGACGCGUAGAUUUACACCUCGGUUGCCUCAAUCGGCCGUAAUCCUCGUUGCCGUUUUUCUUAUUUUUCAUAUCUUGCUCGCCGCAUUCAACUUGGUCAUCUUACUCCUUCCCUAUAUCGGUAAAGCAAAGCGACCUCAAUGGAUUUUCAAGAAGCUUUACAUCUACGCGCGUUCUGGAGAAAAACGUUUGUUCGGUACUCCCUUGUACUUGGUCAAUACUGGGGUCUUGAUGUCGGUCUCGCAGCUUCUCAGCUCCGUCACUACCCAAGCGUACAUAUGGAUGCAGAUUAAGAUGAAUUCAUCAGAACAUUACUCCCUGCACUCUCAAUUCUUCCCAGCCUUAGGACUCAUGUUUAUCUUUAAUACCUGCUCUUAUUGGAGCAUGACGCAUUGCUUUUUAGCCCUAUAUUACAGCAACAAGAACUUCACGGACAAAUCAAAGCGGAUGAGCUGGCUCCGAUCACCUCUAUCUAUCAAUAUCUUUUUUGCUAUUUUUCCAAUUUCCGUUACCGUUUCCACUAUCGUAGUCGUGACCCGUAUGAGUAUGGUCUACCGUGAUCUUCAAGUCCAGACAAAAAGUUUGAGAGCCACCUUGUCUCAAGGUAGCCUGAUUUGGAAGAAAUUGAAACUUCCUGAUCACUCGGACGAGAAAGCAAACCUUUCAUCUCAGCUGACAAAAGUGCAGGACCAAUUAGACGCGUUGCUCGAGCAAACAGGCACUCUUGUACCCAAAUUACUUGACCGAUUCAAUUCAGUCCGAUCAAUCAUGUUAUUCUUCAUACCCGCAACCAGCCUAGUUUUCGUCUUGUCAUUUUGGAAAUUGGCUCAAAGGUACAAAUUGAAGUGCAAUGUGCCAAUUGAUCCAACAUCAAGUACCGAUUUCUCGGAUUCUUGGAACGCAAAUAAAAGCUGUAAACACCUCUCUGUGCGAUCAAAUAUCAGCCGAACUAGCCAAACAUUUUUUCAGACCCUACGUUCAGAUCCCCAAUUUCUUCGAUUGACAUUGAGAGCUUUUGCUACUCUCCUGGGAAUGCUUACUGGCAUGGUUUUCUGGUUCUUGGCUAUAUUCAAGCUGAGUGAUAUGAUGAUCGAUCCUUAUUGGCACGGGGUGGCGACAUGGCUACCAACGGUUUCUGGCUCUUGGACUGCGAUUCCAGUAGCAUGGCAAUCUUGGCGGCUAUACCUAGACCAAAACCUUAGAACAGCUGAUAAUGCCUGUAAAUUGGAAGACUCCAUCGACCAGAGAGCACCCUCGGACGACGCGCUCUCAAUUACUACCCCAGGGGUGAAAUCAAAAACUUUCUACUAG
Molecule: messenger RNA, 1545 nt
Organism: Puccinia triticina
Lineage: Eukaryota; Fungi; Basidiomycota; Pucciniomycetes; Pucciniales; Pucciniaceae
Exons: 9
Coding region: 1-1545 (514 amino acids)
Source: RefSeq, a predicted model, not a curated record